GUGGCGGAGAUUGGGUGAUUGGCAGCUACGCGCCGGGAGAGCCAAGCUGGAAGCGCAGAGUGCGUGAAGAAAGCGCCUGCUGCCCGGCGGCCGAGUGUGCUUUAUGGACCAUGUGCUGCUAUGUAUGCCUGAAGUACUUGAAAUGCAAAAUUGGAGACAUCUUGCUAUCUAAAUGCUUGACUGGAUUAAGCGCCUAAUUAGGAUGAUUUUCCAACAGGCUGGAGUAAGCAUGCAUUCGGUACUUUGGUCUGGGAAGCCAUACGGUUCAUCUCGAAGUAUUGUAAGGAAGAUUGGUACUAAUUUAUCUCUGAUUCAGUGUCCAAGAAUUCAGUUUCAGCUUACCAGCCCUACGACAGGACGGAGCCCCAGCCACCCAGGAGAGGACGCAGUGGUGUCUUUUGCUGAUAUUGGAUGGGUAGCCGAAGAAGAAGGAGAGUGUUCAAUGAGACAAAGGACAGAGGUGAGGUCAGGGCAGCCCCUUCAGGAUGACCUUCCUUUCUUUGAGAAGCCCCCAAGCAGGCAGCUUUCCCUACCAAACCUGUCUCCGGAAGAGCCUCAACUGAAGACUUCAAAUCUGGCAAAUGAGGAAGCGCUGCAGAAGAUCUGUGCUCUUGAAAAUGAACUUGCUGCUCUCCGAGCCCAGAUUGCCAAAAUAGUGACCCUGCAAGAGCAGCAAAAUCUCACUGCAGGUGAUCUAGAUUCUGCCACUUCUGUUACUACAGCAACAUCUUCUAUCCCACCACCACCACCUCCUCCUCCUCCUCUCCCUCCUCCAUCAGGACUCCCCCAAAGUAUAUCUGCUAUUGACUUGAUUAAAGAGCGAAGAGAGAAAAAAGCCAAUGUUGGAAAGACUUUGAUUAAAAACAGUCCAAAGAAACAUGAUAUGCCAAAUAUGCUGGAGAUCCUUAAAGAUAUGAACAGUGUAAAACUUCGCUCAGUAAAAAGAUCAGAACAAGAUGUAAAGCCCAAAGCAGUGGAUGCUACCGACCCCGCUGCCCUCAUAGCAGAGGCUCUGAAAAAGAAAUUUGCUUAUCGAUAUCGAAGUGAUAGCCAAGGUGAACUUGAAAAAGGAAUUCCAAAGCCGGAGUCAGAGUCUGCCCCAGAAACAGUGUUGUUUGGGCCACACAUGUUGAAGUCUACAGGAAAAAUGAAGGCUUUAAUUGAAAAUGGUUCGGAUUCCUAAUGGACAAUAAUGAGCUGAGAAAGACUUCCCCCGUUCAGCUGUUGGUUUGUCAGGGGUCAGUUUGGCUAGUAGAAGUGAACACUAUUUAAUAAAUACCUGCCUUUAAUAUUCAGUGUAUCCUUUUAAAUCUAAUUAGAGGAUGGAGCAAUAACAGCACUCUUAAGUUGUUUUUGCUUUUAUGAGGUCAGUUCUAAAGUUUCUAUAACGUGUAUUCUGACAUGUUUUUAAUGUCUAGCCAGGAUGCUUAGGUUUCUAGUCUUAUAAACAAUUAUAUAGGUUUCAGAACAAAGAAAGGACAUUCUUAAACACUAAUUUAUAUGUACAGAUAUUUUAUGUGCAUAUAUUUGGAUUUAAAGCAGUAUGAAAACUUUAGUGAUGACGGGAAUAGGGUGCUAUUGUCAUUGGUUUUCCGGGAUCAUUCACUAGUCAGUGAUGGAACAGCUGGUAUAAUUCAAGUUGCUGGAGUGAAAUACUCAGAUUGAAAUAUUCUUGCUUUGAACAGAACUUCUUAGAGUCUCUCACAUUUUCUUGGAGAUGGAAUUUGAGUCGGAACUGGUUAAUGUUAUUGCUGAAAUCCUGUAGUGCAUUCCUUUAAAGGGAACUCAAGAACCAUGAAAGCUGUUUUCACCUUAGUGCCAUGCCAUACUGAGCAAGAAAAUGUAGUUUUCAAAUAGUGAGGCAUAAAAUUACUGAAUUAAAUCUUUUUAAAAAAACUGGAACGUACCAUCAUAUUUUUCUUUCAUUUUAAUAUAUGGCCUCAUAAACAUGACUCAUUACUAAGUUGAAGAUACUUCUGAAAAUGUCAGCAUAAUGGAGUCUUUAAAUUUUUAAUAUUGGUCAGAGUAUCACUUUUAUAAUGAAAUGUUGAAGAGCAAAAGAAUUUCCUAUAAAAUAUCAUUGGUUAGAAUGCUGUUCUGAAUUAUAUUAUGCAACAUAGUGUUAGAAAGUGGAGAAGUACUUUUCUUACCUAGAACUUCUAAAGAAUUGCUACAAGUGAUCAUUUUAGAAUAAUUAUAAAUCUUCAUGAUUUUCUGUAUUUCUCUUAAACUCAGCCAUGGUUAAAGCCAGAAUCUCCUACCAUGAUAAGUAUUUAUUAUUUAAAUCUAGCUUUUAAAAAAGUAUUUUCUAUGGGGAUUUUGGAGGUGGGAAGAAUAGACAUUCACUUAAGUUAUUGAAAGUAUGUGCAAUGUUCUAAAUAUUAGCAGACAUUAGUUAAGGUAAUUUGGUUUGGUUAUUCAGCUUAAAUUUGAACUGUGGCUUAUUUCUCCCAUGUUGGUACACAUUUCUAAUUGUUUUAUAUGGUUUAAAAUUUCUGCCGUUAAAAAGACAUUCUGAUAAUUUACCUGACAUACAUAUUUUGACAUUCCAAGAAAUUUAUAUUUGUGUGUCAGUAUUGAAUUUUGGCCAGGGCCCAAUAUAAGAAAGCUACUGUUUUGAAAUAAAGCAAACUUAUUUUCCUUGGAUUGCAAUGCCAGUAUUUUUUUCUACCCCCACCCCCUUUAAAAAUAGUAGUUAAGAUUCUUUUACAUGUACUUUUUCAGAAUUCUCAAGCUAUCCUCCACCUCUAGGAUAGGUGAAAUUUGUUUUUCUAUCUUUCCCCACCACCUAUCUCAUCCAAUUUCUGGUUUUGCCACCUAACACAGUAUCUGAAGUGAAAUUCUUAAAGUAGUUCAACACUACAUUUGCUAGCUGCGACUCAAAACAUUAAGUAACAAUACAGUGUUUUGUCUUCUACGAUUUGGACUAGUCCAGGGGUACACUAUAUAUACAUGGUGAAUAUUUAGAUCAGAGAGCACUGAUCUUGAAAUUGCUCAUGGCUGGUAUAAAUGAGCCUAGCCAAAUUGCACCUUUUCUGUUUCUAAAAUGGGACUGACUCAGCUCAAAAAAACUUGAGGAUUAAUGAUUUUGAACUUCUGUCAAGGUAGACACACCAGUUAUCCCCACUUACAUAGUUUCACAUGGGGUUACUGUAGUUUCCAGUAAAAUGAUUUCUCCUAGGAUAUGUGGUCCUUGGCAUGUAGAAAAGGUGUCUUCAUAUGCACCUACUUGCAGUCUUGCGGUACGACUUACAAUCUUCAGUUUUGGUUGUCUCCCCAGGCACAGGCCCAUCUUUAGAAAAAUGCUGUCCUCAUGCUAUGUUAAGAAUUCCUAUGAAGGCUAUGUCCUAGUAAUGAAAAGGAAGACAUGAGGUAACACUAACAGAAGCAAAUACUUUGGAAAAACCACCUUUCUGAUAUCUCUAAAAAUAAAGUUCUCUAUGGGUUAGAAUCUGGCAGAUGGAAGUUUAAAUUUGGGGACAUUAACCUAAUAAAGUGAGUUCUGGGAUUGCCAGGCAGAAUGAGAUGCUUGGUUGUACAACAGAAUAUUGGUUAUGUCUUACUGUCACUGUAUUCUUUUUUUUUUUUUAAAGAUUUAUUUAUACAAGAACCAGGGUAUAGGCCAGAUGCGCGGGAGGGUGACAAGAUUUACCAGAGACAGAAUGGGGAACAGAACAGGCAGACUGACGAAAUACACUGAUGAGGGGAGCAGUGGGUGAUACAGGAGAGGUCUGCUGUGUCAUGUGGGAUUCUCACUGGCCGCCAAGGAUUGAACCUGUACUGCAGAGGCUGCGGACAGCUUCACCGUGCGGCGCUCAACCGCCUGCGUCACCAGGGAGGCCUCUAUUACUGUAUUUCUCAUGAAACUUCAGUCAAUCCUGAGACCACAUUCUUGCGUUCUUUCUCCUUUUCAUACUAGCAGCUCAGCAUUCUUCUAAGCUAUUCUGUUAAACCUAUUUCUUAAAAUUCUUAGUUUUUUUGAUAGGCUUUGUAAAUAGGUUAGCUCUUCAUUGGUACUAGUGUGAUCACUUGAGAUAGACAGGACAGGAGCAUAAUGAAGUAAGUACCUAGAGAGUACCUUUGAGAUUGCUGCCCUUAGUCUGCUCCAUGUGGGCUAGAAGCCUUAAUGGUCUCUUAACUAGAGCUUCUAAAAUUUUUCUCCUUUGGUAGAUUGUCCAGCUUUUUUCCAAAGGUCACUGAGACCUUUCACUAGGUUAGAGUAGAAUAUGAGUGUAAUCUAAACUUUGACAGGAAGAUAGCCCAAUUUAGUGUCUCCAUUCCAUACUAAAUGACGCUGACUAUUACAGGACAGUCCUUUCUAAUUGCGUUCUUCCAGCUAGAAAAGCCUUGAUUUCAGGAACUGAGAAAUUAAGAAAAACAGUCCCAUUUACAAGCACAUCAAAAAGAAUAAAAUGCAUAGGAAUAAAAGUAUAACCAAGGAGAUAAAAAAAAACCAACAACCCCAUACACUGAAAGAAAUUGAACACUAUUAAAUGGACAGGUAUUUUGUGCUCCUAGGUUAGAAUAAUAUAACCAAAAUGGUCAUUAAAGCAAUCUUCAGAAUCAACGCAAUCCCUAUCAAAAUCUCAAUGACAUUUUCCACACAAAAAAAAACAAAUACUAAAACUUUCAUGGAACUACAAAACACCCCAAAUAACCAAAGCAAUACUGUGGAAAAAACGAGUGUCAUCCUCUGACUUUAUAUGACAUAACUAGAGUCAAAACAGUAUAGCACUGGAAUAAAACCAGACAUAAAGAUCAAUGGAACAGAGCUGACAGCUCAGAAAUAAAACCACAUGUUUAUAGACAAUUUAUGACAGAAGACAAAAAUAUACAAUGGGGAAAUUCUCUUUAAUAAGUGGUGUUGGGAAAACUGGACCACUCUUGUACACCACACAAAAGUUAAUUAAAAAUGGAUUAAAGGGGCCUCCCUGAUGGUGCAGGGGUUAAGAUGCAACCUAUGAAGCAAUCUGCAGCCACUGCAGCACGCGUUUGAUUCCUGGCCGGCCAGGGGGAAACCCACAUGGCGGGACAGACCUCUCCUGUCUCGCCCACUGCUCCCCUCAGCAGUGUACUUCGGUCCGUCUGCCUGUUCUGUUUCCCCAAUCUGUCUUUGGUGAAUCCUCUCUCCGCCGCAUCUCUGGCCUGUACCCUAAUUCUUGUAUAAAAAUAAAUCUUUAAAAAAAUGGAUUAAAGAUUUAAAUAUAAGACAUGAAACCAUAAGAAAACACAGGCAGUAAUAAGCUCCUUGACAUCAACCUUACUAAUGUCUUUGUAGAUUCAAUCCCAGCAACAGUGGGAACAAAUGCAAAAAUAAAUGGGACUACAUUAAAUUAAAAAGCUGCACAGUGGAAAGAACAAUCAUCAAAAAGAAAAGGCAGCCUACUCAAUGGGAGAAAGUAUUUGCAAAUCAUACAUCUGACAAUAAUAUCUAAAAUAUAAAGCAUGCACAGAAAUCACCAACAAAAAGAACCUGAUUUAAAAAUGGCUAGAGUUUUGAAAAGAGAUCUCUCCAAGACCUACAUAUGGCCAACAGGUGUACAAAAAGAUAUUCACUUAUUAAAGAAAUGCAAAUCAAAAACGACAAUGAGCUAUGGCCCCACAUCUAGGAGAACAGCUAUUAUCAAAAAAGGUAAAUCAGAUGGAGAAAGACAUACACCAUAUAAUUCCUAUGGAAGAUAAUACAAAAGCAGCUGAUGACAAUAGAAUGGUCGUUCCUGAAAGGAAAGGAUUAUGGA
Molecule: messenger RNA, 5738 nt
Organism: Talpa occidentalis (Iberian mole)
Lineage: Eukaryota; Metazoa; Chordata; Mammalia; Eulipotyphla; Talpidae
Gene: MTFR1
Product: mitochondrial fission regulator 1
Exons: 8
Coding region: 173-1183 (336 amino acids)
Biological process (GO): aerobic respiration; mitochondrial fission
Cellular component (GO): mitochondrion
Source: RefSeq, a predicted model, not a curated record